AUGUUCUAUAGUCACGAGAUCUUAACGUCGCGCAAGUAUGGCGUUGCGACAGUCUGGCUUGUUGCAACACUCGGUUCCAAGUCCAGCUUGAAGCGCAUCAAUCGCAAGCAGAUCCUCGACGUCGACGUCGCGAAGGCAUGUCAGACGAUUGUUGACCCAGUGGCGCCUAUGGCCUUGCGCCUUCAGGGCAACUUGUUGUACGGUGUAUCGCGUGUGUACUUGCAACAGUGUGGCUAUGUACUAUCAGACGCUCAGAAUGCGCACAACACCAUGGUCUUGAUGCUGCGCACUGUCCAGAACCAUGCCCUCGAUCUAGACGCUGGCAAAGCUCGGCCUGAACAGCUCGUCCUCCAAGACGACCCAUCGUUCCUUCCCGACUUUGCCCUGCCUCCCCCAGAAGUCCUGGCCGAUCUCGACCUCGGGCUCGACUUCAUCGUGUCGCGCUCUGGCGAUUCUCAGUCCUUAACCCCCUUCGGCUCGCAGCAAACCCAGUCGUCACCCAACGCUGGUGCGCUAGGUGGUCUCGUCCUACCCACCUCCUCACCAGACGGCCCGGGAGGCUUCCAGUUUCAGAGUGGCGACGAGGCAGCUGGGACCACUAGCUUCGUUGGCGGCGAUGAUGGCUUUGACAUCGGCGAGCCUGACUUUGGCUUCGACGAGAAUGGGGAGUUGAUCGAAGGUCCUCUCGUGAUGCCGCCUGUAGCUGGAACGCCUGCUGCGAGGAGUGCGGCAGGAAUGCAUAGUGAUGCAGGCGCGAGUACGAAAGUGAGGAAGGAACAUGAAGAGGGACGUAUGGGUGGUGCACAGAUUCCUGAUGAUCAUAUGAAUCUUGGUCUUCCUAUCUACGACGAAGAGCUUCCAGAUGGCGAAGCCUUUCCAACCGACAAUCAGGAACUAGGUAGCGACCAAGCCGAGAUUGUCCAGUCCUCCUCUGCAACCUCUGCAGCUAUGCGCAAGAAGCGAGCUCCGCGUGUACUGCCUGUCGAUAAACGAAUGGAACUGCGCAACAAAGACCUCGUUGAGUGGAACACGAAUUACCUCAAGAACAUGGAUGCGGUCAUCAAGGGCAAGAAGAAGUCUCGCAUUGCUCAGCAGGCAAAGAAAGGCGCUGACUACUAUGUUUGGGGUCGUGGACUCGGUGGAAUCGCAGAGCACUAUGCUGGAGCCACAGGUCCGAAUCCUUUCGAGAUGUUCAUCGGCGACAACUUGUUUGAACUCGCGACUGGAGUCAGCCGUAAUAAGGUUGCCGGCAAAAAGCAUGAUCGUGACAGUGGCAUCGACGAAGCAACUCAGGAGGAGUCUCGACGCGUGCGCCAGAAGACGAAUGAGCCCGGUUCCGAAAUGGGUCGUGGACAAGACGACGAAGGUUUCUUUAUGCCCGGUGACGAUGAAGUGGAAAUGCCACGUGAUGCACCUCCGGCUCUCGACGACCAACAGAUCCUCUCUUCUAUGCCAUGGAACACAGGUUCCAAGCGAGGCUCUUCGGCCAUUCCUCGCAGCGGACGUCCCGGUAGCCGACCCGGAAGUCGCCUUGUCUCUGCAUCUCCUCUCCACGGCCGUGGCGAACGUCUCGAUCUGGGAGCACUGGGUCUUCCGGAGAGCGAUGCCGACUUUGCAAUGGGCGGAGACGAGUUCGACAUGGCGGGACCCAGCUCGCCCCCAACGCUCAUUCCAUCGCCCAAGGACCAGAAGCCGUCUACUCACAUCAAUAACGCACUCGAUACCGAGGGCAACAACUUCCUUGAGUUCGUCACUGAUACCAUUCUCGAUAAGCGGAACCGUGCUCAGGUCGCUCUUGGUCACAUGGCUAGUCUGCAGCAAGUCCAGACUGCCGCAAACAUCGACACUCUCACUUUCGAAGAGCUUCUCCCACCUGUUGAGAAUACCAAGGUGAUUGCAUGUCAGGGCCUGAUGAUGGUUUUGACGCUCGGCACAAAGGGCAUGCUAGACGUCCAGCAGCGCACCGACUUCGGCGACAUCAACGUCAAGCUCACUGAGCAGGCAAAGGCCACUCAGGUCGUGGAGAUCAGCGACGACGAAGACUCUGAGGAUGAGGAGAGUUCGGAUGGCGGUGUGGAGAUCAUGGAAGAUAUGGUUGUUGGGGAACAGGGUGGAGACGAGGGUCACUUUGAGAACCAAUUCGCGGCUGGGUAUGCGGAGUACGGCGAGGAUGACCAUGAUGAGCUCUAUGACGAUUGA
Parastagonospora nodorum SN15 is the source of this 2199-nucleotide messenger RNA. RefSeq lists its product as hypothetical. Gene Ontology annotation, biological process: replication-born double-strand break repair via sister chromatid exchange; mitotic sister chromatid cohesion; synaptonemal complex assembly. The transcript is spliced from 6 exons. Gene Ontology annotation, molecular function: protein binding; chromatin binding. Gene Ontology annotation, cellular component: synaptonemal complex; cohesin complex. The record is from RefSeq and is a predicted model, not a curated record. Lineage: Eukaryota; Fungi; Ascomycota; Dothideomycetes; Pleosporales; Phaeosphaeriaceae. The coding region runs from base 1 to 2199 and encodes 732 amino acids.